Messenger RNA from Metopolophium dirhodum (rose-grain aphid), 1921 nucleotides. RefSeq names its product kelch repeat and BTB domain-containing protein 8-like. The record is from RefSeq and is a predicted model, not a curated record. The transcript is spliced from 4 exons. Bases 111 to 509 code for a protein of 132 amino acids. Lineage: Eukaryota; Metazoa; Arthropoda; Insecta; Hemiptera; Aphididae. Gene Ontology annotation, molecular function: protein binding.
UCAUUAAUAGGUUGCAAACCAAGUGAAAUAACAUUUUGGGAAGUACGACAAAUUUGAUAUUAUUUGCAGUUAUAAUAGUAAUUACAAAUUGAUACUACAUAGUAAAAGAGAUGGAUUCUGUAAAACAUGUUAUACCAUGGAUAAGUGGCCAAAAGGAAGUUCUGAAAUCCAACUGUGAAUCUAAAUUAUAUAUAAACAGCUGUCAUACUCCCAGUUUAAUUCAAGUCCUACAAAGUCUACACAGAGAUGGAGAGUUAUGUGCUAUUAAGUUAGAAACAGAAGACGGUGUAAUAGUGUAUGUACAUAAAGUUGUUUUAGUAUCAGCUAGUCCAUACUUCCGUGCAAUGUUCACCAGUUUUGCCAAAAGGGAUGGAGAUGUUGUAAAUUUAGACAAUUCUUUGAAACAUUUGCUUGUGGUGAAGAAAUGCAACACAAUAUGGAUUUUUAUAUGGUAUUUUCGGUAUACCUACCAUAGGUUUUGUUUCCAGCUGCUAAUCUCUUACAGUUGAAUCAUGUAAAAUGUGUAUCUGUUGACUUUUUACAAAAACAUCAGAAUCCUUCAAAUUGUUUUGGUAUUAAAGGAUUUGCUGACUUUUAUAACUGCAUGGAAUUGUCUUCAAGUUCUGAAGAAUACAUAUAAACAAAUUUUUUGUAAGCUUGAUUAAAUUUGACACUGUCAGUAAAUUGUAUUGAUAUAAUGAUAAUAAUUUUCCGAAAACUGGUUGAAGCUGGUGAAUUCCUAUCUUUGUCUUCUGAAGAAAUGAUAAAUCUAAUCUCUCGUGAUGACAUUAACGGUCUAUUUGAAGAAAAAGUAUGCCUUAUUAAAUUUGUAAUUGUUGUAUUUAAUUAUUGUUGAAAAAUCAACUUACUUAUGCGGAUUGCGAGGAAUAUAAUUGAAUCGUAUGAUUCACAAAUACUAAUAACAGGGGGAUAGGUGUUUGGGAAGGUGGUAUAACUAAAUAAUUAUGUAAAUUUUUGCAUUAUUUAAUAGUUUUUGGCAGUUUAUUAAAUUAAGUAUUUAAUUUUAAAGCUUUUUCUAAAGGUUAGAUUAUUUUCCAGGACAUCUCAUAGGCUUUUGGUAAUAUUUUAUUUUAAAGGAAGUUAUGAGUAUUAUAAGAUAUGCAAACAAUUAACAAUUUCAACUCGCUUAUACUUUUUUGAUUAUUCAAAUAGUGCAGAGGUUUUUGACAGGAGUAUUCAAGAUUGGCGAUUAAUAUCUAAUAUGUCUACUGAGAGAGGGGACCCUGGUUUGAAUGCUAUAAUCCCAGCCUUGACACGUGGACACCAGUCACACAAAUGUCUACAAAACGCCGUGCCCCUGUUAUAGGAGUCUUAGACGGUAUAAUGUAUGCUAUUGGUGGUGCCUGUCAGGAACUCGGAAGUUCAGUGUAUCUUAAAAGUGUUGAGACCUAUUCACCAAUUACUAAAGUUUUGUCUCCUAUCAAAGAUAUGCACUUGUCCAGAUUCAAUUCAAGUGUUGUGACAUUUAAGGGUUUGUUCUAUGUUAUUGGCGGAUCUGAUGAAUUUUUGGAUUCUGUAGAAAUCUAUGACCCUAAAACCAAUACCUGGAUCUUGGAACCAUGGCCGAAAAGUUUAGUGAAUGUUUAUGGGGCAGUAAUAUUUGAUAUGCCAUCACAUUUGAGAAUAUAUUAGCUUAUGCAUGGUCUCCUUGUUGGUUGUUGUAUAUAUUAUAUUCAUAUUAAUUUAUAAUUCAUGAACACGUGUUAAGUAUUUUAUACAUUUUUGAUUUUGUGAAUUUUGUAUUAAGCCACUUUGAUCGCCACUGGACGUCAAUGUUUUAAUAUAAGUUUUAGCUUAUUAUAAUUAAUUUGUUCGUUUAUUUGUGAUCGGUGUAUACGACAGAAUGUUUGAAUAAAAUUGUUUUAAAUUAUUUAAAUUUUCUAUUAUUUUAUCUCUAAAU